This is a messenger RNA of Fragaria vesca subsp. vesca, 1196 nucleotides long. RefSeq names its product glucuronoxylan 4-O-methyltransferase 2-like. NCBI's taxonomy places the organism in Eukaryota, Viridiplantae, Streptophyta, Magnoliopsida, Rosales, Rosaceae. Bases 59 to 886 code for a protein of 275 amino acids. The transcript has a single exon. Gene Ontology annotation, biological process: xylan biosynthetic process. The record is from RefSeq and is a predicted model, not a curated record.
UCAGAUCAAAAACACAAACACAUUCUUCUCCGCUCAUUUCCUUCAUCUUGGUUAUUACAUGAUCGACAUGAAGACUCGCACAAACCUAAAGAGCUUGUUGGCCGCCGUUUUGGUGUUCUUCCUCGGCGCCGCCUUGUUCAUCUCCAGCCUCACCGGAACAGGACCCUCCUUCCUCUGCUCUCUCCCUAAUCUCAUUGACGAUUAUCACCCCACGGCAACACAGCUCCAGGCGGUGCUCCACUACGCCACUUCAUCUAAGACCCCGCAACAAUCGCGUGCCGAGAUCAGCGUCUCCUUCGACGUCCUUAAAUCCCGGGCGCCCUGCAACUUCCUCGUCUUCGGUCUCGGCUACGACUCGCUCAUGUGGGCAUCGUUCAACCCACGUGGCACGACAUUGUUCCUUGAGGAGGACCCAAAGUGGGUCCAGACCGUCCUCAAGGCUUCACCGGAGCUAAGGGCCGAGACCGUUAACUACCGUACGCAGCUGAAGCAGGCGGACGAGCUGCUCUCAUCGUACAAAUCCGAAGCGACGUGCGCGCCGUCUGAGGCGGUCUUACGUGGCAACGAGCGGUGCAAGCUGGCGCUGAGCAACCUGCCGGAGGAGGUGUACGAGAAGGAGUGGGACUUGAUCAUGAUCGACGCGCCAAGGGGUUACUUUCCCGAGGCGCCUGGUCGGAUGGCGGCGAUAUUCUCGGCGGCGGUGAUGGCUAGAAGGCGGAGGGGGUCAGGUGCGACGCACGUGUUCUUGCACGAUGUGGACCGGAAGGUGGAGAAGGCUUUUGCCGAGGAGUUUCUCUGCCGGAACUUCCUUGUUAAGGCCGUCGGGAGGCUCUGGCAUUUUGAGAUUCCCUCCGCUGUUAACGCCACCGACGUAAGUUUCUGCUGAAAUGCGCCACCGACUGCUAGUGUUGUACUGUUGUUAAAACUUAGAACAAAAUUAAUAAAGAAAAAGAAAAGAAAAAAAUGUUUCGGCAUAGCAUAGCAUAGCGGCAAAGCCAUAAGAAUUGAGAAAGAUAGGUCAUGGUAAUAAUAGGUUUAGGUUAAUGGGAGAGAUAAUUAGUGGCGAUGUAAUGUUCCGGUGAAAAUAGUCGUACUUUUUCUCAAAAGGUUAACGGUCGACUGGUGAUUUUGAUUUUCGGACUUUUCCAACUUCUGUUUCAACAAUUGAUUGAGUGAUUGAUAGAGUUUGUGUUCGG